Messenger RNA from Cladocopium goreaui, 792 nucleotides. The record is from the annotation of a GenBank genome assembly. Lineage: Eukaryota; Dinophyceae; Suessiales; Symbiodiniaceae.
AUGAAAAUCCCAUUGGACCCGGGGAGCUCCGCCAUUUUUUUCAGGUUUCUCUGCGGUCUCACCGUGGCGUUGGCACUGGUCCCAGAAGCCGUGGCCUUCGCCCUGGCCGCUGGGCUGCCGCCGGAUGUCGGGCUCAACAGCGCAUGGAUCAUCUCAGUGGUCACCGCUCUCUUCGGAGGUCGUCCUGCGAUGAUUUGCGGCGCCACCGGCUCUCUGGCUGUCUUGGUGCCUGAGACGGUGCAACAGGAGCAUGGCAAGGUGCUGCUGUUCUACGCAGUGAUCCUCAUGGGUAUCAUCGAGAUCUUCUUGGGUUUGAUCAAUGUGGGCACUUUGGCCACCUGGAGCAAUGGGCAGGGACCCAGGGUGAAACUCAUUCCAGUGCCUGUCAUGAUCGGCUUUUGCAACGGUUUGGCCCUGGUGAUUGGCCUUGCUCAGAUCAGCAACUUCAAGGACCCUCACUACCUUCACGCAGCAUCGCCUGAAUCAUCGCUAUCAGGGCGACGACUAGGCGCAUUUCACGCCUUCCAAGACGGUGUUCCGUUCAUCCACGGAGAGGAGGCAGGCCUAGCCGCGCUGAUCACAGUGCUGGCCUUUGUGGUCUCCCUGUGGUUGCCGAGACUCUCCACACGAGUUCCUUCUGCGUUGAUUGCCAUCUUGGUUGGGACGGCCUUUGAAUGGGCCAUCGUGAGGCGGGCGCCGAAAACCAUGGGGGCGUUGGGAAAAGUUGGGAAAUGUCCCAAGUUGGUGAGUUUUGAAGAAAUUCAUCCCCCAAGCUUUCAUAGGUCCGGGUAG